AUGUUCCCGGAUGAGCUCAAGGGCCUGACGCCGGUGGAGGAGAAGCUGAUCGCGCUGAACUCGUGCUAUGGGUUCGACCUGGACCAGGAGGGGUUUUGCGCCGUCCACGCGGAGCGUUCGGUGACGUCCGAUGUCUCGUCCCUGCUGGACAGUGCCGAGCGGUUCUCGGCCGCAUUCGAAGAGGAAGCCAACUUCUGCGCCGGCGCGACGCAGAUCCACACCCAUAGUCCGACAUGCGUCAAGUACUCCCUGGGCGACAAGGGACGAAAGGGCGACCUCUGUCGCUUCAAGGCGCCAUGGAAGCUGGUGGAGAAGACGGCCUUCUCGCCGGACGGCGUGCUGCGGAUCCGUAGGACGCAUCCCAUGGUGAAUCGAUGGAAUAAGGCCAUCGCCGUGGGGCUCCGCCACAACCACGACAUCUCCUUCAUAGCGACGCAGCGGAAGACCACGGCGCUCGUCUACUACGUCACGAACUACGCGACCAAGGUAGAGGACCCGACGUGGAAGCGCGUCGCCGCCGCCGCGGAUCUACUGCCCGUCGUCUCGGCCGGGGAGGACGCCGGAAGUGGCGUCGUGGGCGGUGAUGAUGGAACCAAGAACAAGACACGGCAGUUUCUGAUGAGAGUGGCGAACCGUGUCUUCACGGAGCGGGCUCUGUCCCAAGUCGAGGUCGUCGCCCAUCUGCUAGGGUACCCAAGCGAGUUCACGAGCAGCAGCGCCUGGGCGUACCUAAACGUGUCGGUGCUCUACUGGCACGUCUCGAGAUGGUGGCGACACCUUCGACAGGAGAGCGGCACCGCGGUCGCUGACGUGUCCGUAGAUGAGUCGGUCGUCGUGGAAGAAGCGGGCGAACGGAUCAGCUUCGCCGAGGCGUACCAUCAUCGCGGAAACGUCCUACGAGGCUUAUGCCUAUACGACUACGUUUCGCUCGUCAGGCUCCAACGCGUCGGCAAGGACGGGUGUUCCGGUGCCUGGGGAGAGGUGGCGUUCGAGAGCGGCUGGGUGGCGGGUAAAGACUGGGUGCAGGUAUUGAGGCGGCCGGGGAAGCAUGCCGUCGUCUGCCUUGACGGGUACCUAAGCAAGGAUUUUGAAGAGGACGACGAGGGAUCAUGCCAUCGCAGAACCCCGGACCAGCAGUGGCCGAUAGUCGUCUGCCUUGAUAACACUGCGGCUAUAAGAGCCAUACGAGGCAGCCCAUCGAUCUCGUCGCAAGCGGCUGCGGAGAAGUUCGCUGAGGCCGCGGCUCGACACGGAGAUGUCAGCACGCGUUGGUGCCCCGGCCAUACGGGGAUCGCCGGCAACGAGCGGGCCGACCAGCUAGCAAAGGAGGGCUGCCGGGCCGAGGGUCCGGACAGAUCGCCGACCUACGCGAACAUCAAGAGACAGGCCAAGGCUGCGGCCAGGCGCGACUUCCAGGACUGGUGGGCCGCGGGGCCCUGA
Messenger RNA from Hirsutella rhossiliensis, 1440 nucleotides. RefSeq names its product RNase H domain-containing protein. Gene Ontology annotation, molecular function: RNA-DNA hybrid ribonuclease activity; nucleic acid binding. The record is from RefSeq and is a predicted model, not a curated record. Lineage: Eukaryota; Fungi; Ascomycota; Sordariomycetes; Hypocreales; Ophiocordycipitaceae. The transcript has 3 exons. The coding region runs from base 1 to 1440 and encodes 479 amino acids.